This is a messenger RNA of Varanus komodoensis (Komodo dragon), 1668 nucleotides long. It is a transcript of the gene SIL1, whose product is annotated as SIL1 nucleotide exchange factor. NCBI's taxonomy places the organism in Eukaryota, Metazoa, Chordata, Lepidosauria, Squamata, Varanidae. The transcript has 10 exons. The record is from RefSeq and is a predicted model, not a curated record. The coding region runs from base 184 to 1587 and encodes 467 amino acids.
UCCUUUCUUACCUCUAUGGCAGCAUUCGCAAGUGCUCCAACUUGCGAACGCAUUUCUUUUCAAUGGACGGAGCUAGCUUCCCUUCUCUAGAAUGUACCUGACGUAGCUCCUUGUGAUUGGUGAAGUAGGCGACGCGAUCGGCUUUAGCUCCAUACUGGAAGGAAGACGCGAAAGGAGGUUGCCAUGUCCCACAGCAUCUGUUUCUCAUCCAUUGCAGUAAAGCUCAAUUUGGUGGUCCUGCUGCUUUUUGUAACAAGUUUCUCUUCGUGUCUAAAUGACAGAGUUGCAGAGCUUGCAUUAACAAAGAAAGAAGAGAGUGAUGCAAAUGAACAGAAUGGAAAAGAAUUGAUGGAGGAGGAGGAGGAUUUUGAUUCUGAAGACCUCAAAGUAUUUUCCCCAACAAAUCAGUGGCAGACAGUCCUGCCAGGUCAAGCUAUUCCUGCAGGUUUGCAUGUGCAAUUAAAUCUUCAGACAGGAGAAAAAAUAGCCAAGCUUUCAGAUAAAAAUGAUGAAAAAAGUGAAGUGAAAGACCUUCCGAAAAGUAAAAGGCUGGGCCCCAUAGAUAUUGACCCAAGUUCAUUUACAAGGCAAGAACUUAAAAAGGCUUUGGCUAAAGUGAAGGAAAACAUGAAAACAGAUGAUGCAUUGGAACAAAAGGCUCAUCAGGAAGAUGUCAAGAAAAGGUUCCGUCCCAUUGAAAAGCUCAAGGAAGAGUUCAGAGAGAUCAAUUUGCAGCUAGAAACAGAUUUUGAAAUUAUGUUUAAAUUAAUCAACAAAUUCAACAGCUCUGCUUCCACACUAGAAGAGAAAAUAACAGCACUUUAUGAUCUAGAAUACUAUGUUCAUCAGGUGGACAAUGCAAACGAUUUACUUUCCCUUGGUGGGCUACAACUUUUGAUUAAUGGACUAAACAACACUGAACCACAGAUGAAGGAAUACAUAUCAUUUGUAUUGGGAGCUGCACUGUCUAGCAACCCCCGAGUUCAGGUUGCCGCAAUUGAGGGGGGCGCCUUACAGAAACUGCUGGUCAUUUUGGCUACAGAUCAGCCUCUGGCUGUGAAGAAAAAGGUCCUCUUUGCUUUGUCAUCAAUGCUACGACACUUUCCAUAUGCCCAGCAGCGGUUCCUCGAGCUUGGAGGCCUUCAAGUACUUAGAAAUUUGUGUUCAGAGAAAGGAAUGGACACAUUACGCAUCCGCAUUGUGACGCUUCUGUAUGAUUUAUUAAUGGAAAAGCUGCUGCUCAUGGACCAACAGGACAACACUACUGAGAUCCACGUGAGAGCUCAGCAGUACAGCCAGGUGAACUUGGUCCCGGCCAUUGUUGAACAGGGCUGGUGCACAAUCAUUGCAAACCUGCUGGUGCUGCCUGAGCACGACACCAGGGAGAAGGUGCUGAAGACGGUGCACGUGCUGCUCUCCUCCUGCAGGGACAGCUACAGAGCGGAUCGCUACCUCAGCCAUGUGCUGGACCUGCUUCGGCAAGAAUACGAAGACCUGGCAGCAGAAGAGCAAAGGGAAGGGGAUGAAGAUGGCUAUUUUAAGGAACUCCUUAGCUCUAUAAAUAGCAUUGCCCAGCAGCUGAAAUGAAGGCUGCUGCAGUGUUGGAGAGAGGGAAAGAUCCCCUGGCAAAUUGGGAAAGAAUUAUGCAUAAUAAAACAAUUGAACAAA